Solanum dulcamara is the source of this 2285-nucleotide messenger RNA. Its product is annotated as monocopper oxidase-like protein SKS1. NCBI's taxonomy places the organism in Eukaryota, Viridiplantae, Streptophyta, Magnoliopsida, Solanales, Solanaceae. Gene Ontology annotation, cellular component: plasma membrane. Gene Ontology annotation, molecular function: copper ion binding; oxidoreductase activity. The record is from RefSeq and is a predicted model, not a curated record. The transcript is spliced from 9 exons. The coding region runs from base 226 to 2004 and encodes 592 amino acids.
AAACAUACCCCAACCAGAAAAACAAAAAGACAAAAAGAGAUUUUAAAAGACUCUCUGCUUCUCUCUUCUCUGCGACUCUCUUCACACUAUUAUCACACCAUAGUACACACCUUCACUCUCAUGUAAAAGGCUGUUUUCACACACGCAAGAAAUCUGUUACCAAAAAAUCGCUCUGUAUAAAAACGUUAGUUUUACGCCCCAUUUUCUUUUUCGAUUGAGUCUUCAAUGGCUUCUUCUUUUAUGCUUGUGCAUCGUGUGUGCUGCAUUGCUCUGUUUUUCACACUCUGUUUCGCCGCUGACCCUUUUGCUAAUUUUGAAUUGGAGUACUCCUAUAUCACCGCUUCUCCUCUUGGCGUUCCCCAACAGGUUAUAGCUGUGAACGGGAAAUUUCCAGGUCCUAUCCUUAAUGUUACAACCAAUUAUAAUGUUGUGGUCGACGUGAAGAACAAAUUGGAUGAAAAUCUUCUUAUCACUUGGUCUGGAAUUCAGAUGCGACGUACUUCCUGGCAAGAUGGUGUUCAAGGUACAAAUUGCCCCAUCCCUUCUGGUGGAUGGAACUUCACUUACCAGUUUCAAGUAAAGGAUCAGAUUGGUAGCUUUUUCUAUUCUCCUUCCAUCAACCUGCAGAGGGCAGCUGGUGGUUUUGGUUCUUUUAUUGUCACGAACCGUAAUAUUAUCCCUAUUCCCUUUAGUCCUCCUGAUGGGGAUAUAGUGAUAAUUAUUGGUGAUUGGUACAUCCGGAGCCAUAAGGCUUUGAGAAAGGACCUUGAUGAUGGGAAGCAAUUGGGGAUGCCAGAUGGAGUACUUAUUAAUGGAAAAGGCCCAUACAGAUACAACACAACACUUGUACCUGAUGGGAUUGAUUACGAUACAAUAAAUGUUGAUCCAGGCAAAACCUAUCGGGUUCGGGUGCACAAUGUUGGAGUCUCCACUUGUUUGAAUUUUAGGAUUCAAAAUCAUAAUUUACUCUUGGUGGAGACGGAGGGAUAUUACACUUCACAGCAGAAUUACACUAGUGUAGAUAUUCAUGUUGGGCAGUCUUACACAUUUCUGGUUACCAUGGAUCAGAAUGCAAGUAGUGAUUACUACAUUGUGGCGAGUGCUAGGUUUGUAAAUCAAACAAUUUGGCAAAAAGUAACUGGUGUUGGUAUUUUGCAUUAUUCCAACUCCAAAGGGAAGGCAGGUGGCCCCCUUCCAGACCCUCCAAAUGAUGUAUAUGACACAUCUUAUGCACUGAAUCAGGCCAUGUCCAUCAGGCAAAAUGUUUCUGCAAGUGGAGCUCGGCCGAAUCCUCAAGGAUCUUUCCAUUAUGGUCAAAUUAAUGUCACAGAUGUUUAUUUCCUAAAGAGUGUUCCACCAGUGUCAAUUAAUGGAAAGCUUCGAGCUACUUUUAAUGGGAUUUCAUUCAAAAAUCCUGGUACUCCAAUUAGGCUUGCUGAUCUAUACUAUGUGAAGGGGGACUACAAGCUUGAUUUCCCAACCAAGCCAAUGAACAGACCACCCAAGGUCGACACUUCCAUUAUCAAUGCCACAUACAAGGGAUUUAUAGAAAUCGUAUUGCAGAACAAUGACACUGUAGUCCAGAGCUUUCACAUGGAUGGUUACUCAUUUUUUGUCGUUGGGAUGGGUUUUGGAGAAUGGACUGAGAACAACAGGGGAUCUUAUAAUAGAUGGGAUGCAAUUUCCCGGUCUACGACUCAGGUUUUUCCUGGAGGAUGGACAGCAGUUUUGGUAUCUCUCGACAAUGUUGGGGUGUGGAACCUCAGAGCAGAAAACCUGGACAGGUGGUACUUAGGGCAGGAAACAUAUAUGAGAAUUAUCAAUCCUGAAGAUCAUAGCAACAAAACAGAAAUGCCAGUGCCUGAAAAUGCUCUCUACUGUGGUGCCCUUGCUUCUAAGCAAAAGAAACAGAAAAUAUCUUCAGCGACAACCAUAUUUGGAAACUCAGAGCUAUAUUUUACAUUGCUGUUGGUACUCUCUACUGUUAUUAGUCUUGUAUUCUAGAGCACAACUUCAGUUGGUGAAAAUAUUUAAACAGCAGGAACUGGGAAUUCACUUUCUUGUAGGAUGAUGAGCUGAUAGGAUUCAUGUUUCUUAUUCUUUUUUUUUUUUAAAAACCAUGAGAAAGUUUAUUAACAUUAGUUUGCACAGUGUCCCGUCUAUUUCAUUUGUUCCCGAAAAAUUGUGCAGUAUGUGAAGCCAACUUACCGACGGUAUUUCACCAGGGGGAUUCAUCAUUCUUUGUCUCAAUUCUGCAUAUUGAUGAUGCGCAAGCUUUCUGGUCA